GUUUUUCUUAGUUUUAGAGGAACAGACACUCGCAAGACCUUUGUGGAUCAUCUCUAUUCAGCUCUUGUACAACAAGGCAUAUACACUUACAAAGAUGACGAAACACUUGCUCCAGGUGAAGCCAUCGGUCCAUCGCUAUUGAAGGCCAUUGAAGAAUCACGGAUUGCUGUCAUUGUAUUCUCUGAAAACUAUGCCGAUUCUUCUUGGUGCUUAGAUGAACUUGCGUAUAUUAUGAAAUGUAAGGACAAGAGAGGCCAAAUCGUUAUGCCCAUAUUCUAUCACAUGGAUCCCUCUGAAGUCCGAAAACAAAAGGUGAAAUAUGGAGAAGCUCUUGCAAAACAUGAGUCGGAGAAUAAAAACGUCGUAUCUUGGAGAAAAGCACUUACUGAUGUAGGCAACCUUUCUGGAUGGGAAACCAAGCACAUCGCCAAUGGGCAUGAGGCAAAAUGCAUCAGAGAAAUUGUCGACACAAUUUCAAGCAGACUAUCUGCUGCAAUUUCAAGUGACAAUGAAGACCUAAUUGGAAUAGGGGCUCGCCUUCAACAUUUGAAAUCAAAGAUGAAAAUGGAAUCAGAUGGUGUAGUGAUGGUUGGAAUAUGGGGGAUUGGGGGUGGUGGUAAGACUACUCUUGCAUCUGCUCUUUAUGAUGAGAUCUCUAGCAGGUUUGAUGGUUGCUGCUUUGUAGAUAAUAUUCGGGAAGAAUCAAGCAAGUCUGAUGGUUUGCCAAAAUUGCAAGAAAGAAUUCUCUCUCUUGUUUUGAAACAAAAACAAAUGGAAGUAAACAGAGUUGUACAAGGAAGAUGCUUGAUCAAGAGUCGGCUUUGUCGUAAAAAGGUGUUGAUUGUUCUUGAUGAUGUCGAUCACCUUGACCAGCUAAAGUCGUUAGCUGGAUCACACGAUUGGUUUGGUGAAGGAAGCCGUAUAAUAAUCACAACUAGAGAUAACCACUUAUUAAAUGCUCAUAAAGUAAACGUGAUGUACAAUAUUUGCUUGUUAAAUGACGAUGAGGCUAUUAAGCUCUUUUACAAGCAUGCACCUCGGCAUGGUAGACCCAUGGAAGACUAUGCGAGGCUUUCACAAGCUGUGAUUUCUUAUGCCCGUGGGCUCCCGUUAGCACUUAUAGUUCUGGGUUCAUUUUUGUGUGACAAAGACAAGAGUGAGUGGAUGAGUGCCUUAGCCAGACUAAAAGACAUCCCAGAUAUUGAUAUUGUGGAAAAGCUAAAGAUUAGCUAUGAUGGACUUGAACCAGUGGAGAAAGAGUUGUUCCUAGACAUUGCAUGUUUUUUUAGGGGAAGAUUUAAAGAUGAGGCAAUGGUGAUACUUGAUGCUUGUGGUUUUCACCCAAUCAUAGGGGUAAAGGUGUUGAUACAAAAGGCUCUCAUAACUGUGUCGGAAGAAGGAAGGUUUGAUAUGCAUGAUCUAAUACAAGAAAUGGGACACUACAUCGUUCGAGGAGAAAAUCCUAAAAAUCCUGAAUUACACAGCAGGGUUUGGGAGGAGGAAGAUGUUGUAAACAUAUGUGCUAUGGAUGCAACAACGGAAAAUGACACGAUUGAAGCAUUACAAAUUGGAUGGCUUCAGGACGUGCCUCCUAGUCUUCCUGAGGCUGUUGCAAACAUGAAGAAACUUCGGUGGAUUUCUUGCUAUAAAUAUCGAGCAAGUUCAUUUUCAAGAAAAUUUCAACCAACGAAGCUUUGUUGUCUACAAUUGGAGAGUAGCUUUGUAGAGCAACUUUGGGAAGGUUAUAAGCAUCUACCAAGAUUGAAAGUGCUCGAUCUCAGAGGUUCUAAAAACCUUAUCAGGACUCCGGAUUUUAAAGGACUUCCAUGUCUUGAAAGAAUUAUACUCGAGGGCUGUACCAAUUUAAAACAGAUUCAUCCAUCAAUUGGACACCAUGAAAAGCUUAUUUUCCUGGACAUGGAACACUGUACAAGCCUUGAGAUAUUUCCACCCAUCAUCAAGAUGAAAAAGUUGGAGACGCUUAUACUCUCUAAUUGUACUCAACUUUGCAAGUUCCAUGAGAUCGAAUCGAACAUGGACAGUUUGGAAAAGCUUUGUUUGAGAGGAACUAAGAUAGAAUACCUGCCCUCAUCAGUUGGACGAUAUUGUACCAAGCUUCUUUCACUUGACCUCAGUAGUUGCUUCCAUCUAAAGAAGAUUGAAGGCAACUUGUGUCUCUUAAAACAUUUGAAAGAGCUUCAUCUCAAUGAUUGUAAGCAACUUAAGAUACCUGUGGAGGGCCUUUUUGACGUAGAAUGUUGUUUACAUGUGCUUUCUUUAUCUUACAUAUCCUUGAGGAAUCUUGAUCGUAAGCGUCUUGGCUUUUCACAUUCUUUAAAAAGGUUGAGUCUUGGAUGGUGCAAAUUGGUAGAUGGAGACAUGUCUGUUGUUUGCAAGGAGUUAUCCAACCUACAAGUAUUAGACCUAAGUGGAAAUGAUUUCUCACAGUUGCAUUGCAGCCUCUCGCACCUUACUCGUCUCAAAUUCCUUGACUUGUCAGAUUGCAAUAGACUUGUACAAUUACCGGAUCUCCCAUCAAACCUAUCUAUUCUAAAAGCAGGCAGGUGCAAGUCGCUUAAAAUUUUAGGAGAUUUUCCAACAAACCUUACAUGGUUGUGGAAAGUCUUACUUCCAACCAGAAACUGUAACAAGGAGAGGGUAUUGCAAUCCAUGUUUCAGGGAAAUGCCUUUGAGAACCACUUUAUCAGCCUCCAUUUUGUUGAUACUACAUUUUCAACAAGUGACUUUGAAUAUACAUUUUCAACAAGAGACUUUGAACAUACAUUUUCAACAAGUGACUUUGAAGGGGGAGCAUUCACAUUACAACUUCCUUGGAACUGGUAUAACGAAUUCAGUGGAUUCUUAAUACAAAUUAAUGGUUAUCCCGAAAAUCAGGUAAUUACCAUCAUGGAUGUAAUGGAUAAUAGGGAAGAUGCAGUUGAAAUUGAUGAAUAUUGGUUGGAGGUAGCUGAUGAAAUUGAUGAAGAUUGGUUGGGGGUGUGUGAUGAUGACAUUGAUGAAGAUGAGUUGGAGGUGUGUAAUGAUGACAUUGAUGAAGAUGAGUUGGAGGUGUGUUAUGAUGACAUUGAUGAAGAUGGGUUGGAGGUGUGUUAUGAUGACAUUGAUGAAGAUGGGUUGGAGGAGUGUUAUGAUGACAUUGAUGAAGAUGGGUUGGAGAUGUGUGGUGAUGACAUUGAUGAAGAUGAGUUGGAGGGGUGUGAUGAUGACAUUGAUGAAGAUGAGGGAAGGGAGAGAUGCAGUAGCAUGUGUUAUAUAUCAUUUGGUUCAUUGAAGCACACUUCAUGGUGGAAUUCGACUCACACUGCCAUUUCGUUUUUCUUAUUACAACAAGAAGAUGCAUGCCUAGAAGUUGAACUUGUUCCUAUCAGAGGAGGUAAAGGCGAUUCAAUAGGAAGCACAACAAAUUAUUGGGAUGAGGAAGUUAAAGGUAGAAAGACAUUUGAGAUCGUACAUGAUUCAAAGUCCUCUAUCGAGAUCCAAUGGCAUUAUUUUUCAUAA
Messenger RNA from Cynara cardunculus var. scolymus (artichoke), 3519 nucleotides. RefSeq names its product TMV resistance protein N-like. Gene Ontology annotation, molecular function: ADP binding; protein binding. The transcript is spliced from 5 exons. The record is from RefSeq and is a predicted model, not a curated record. Gene Ontology annotation, biological process: defense response; signal transduction. Bases 232 to 3519 code for a protein of 1095 amino acids. Lineage: Eukaryota; Viridiplantae; Streptophyta; Magnoliopsida; Asterales; Asteraceae.